Molecule: messenger RNA, 5024 nt
Organism: Varroa destructor (honeybee mite)
Lineage: Eukaryota; Metazoa; Arthropoda; Arachnida; Mesostigmata; Varroidae
Product: rhodanese domain-containing protein CG4456-like
Source: RefSeq, a predicted model, not a curated record
GUUGGGUGUCACUGCCCGUGGAAAAUAGUCGGUCCGUUGUAACAAAGUAUUUGCAUAAACUAUGGCUGAUGUGGAUCCCAGUAGAUGUGUGGAUUUUGAUGAGGUCCUGAAAUGCGUUGGUAAUCAUGACUUUAUGAUUGUUGAUGUCCGUUCACCUCAAGAAGUGAAGGAUGAUGGCAGUAUUCAAGGCACCGUGAACGUCCCCAUCGACGAGGUAAGCGCUCGGUUUGGUGUAGGCGCGACCGCCUUAUCGGAGAAAAUGGGUCGAUCAGUGGCCGAAGAUGGUUCCAACGUGAUUUUCCACUGCAAAGGUGGAACGCGAGCUACCAAAGCUGCAUUAGCAGCAGACGAGUUUGGCUUUAAGAAAUCGCGUGUGUAUCAGGGCGGUCUAAUGGACUGGAUUGCCAGAGGUGGCACUGUCUGCAAGGAUUUCUGUCCUUUUUAAACGCUAACUCUUCACGUUGCCUCGUCAUCAGACUCGUUGUGUAAACCUCGCGUCGUAGAUCCUAAGAAUGACCGGCAGCUACGACGAAACUAUGUUCAGUUAAGCCAAGCUGUGAGUGUCGCACAUCUAUAUAAUCUUUGUCAUUCUUACCGAUACAAGUUCACUAUGUACAUGUUCAGGUAGAACGGAAAUUUAAACUGCUAGCAUUGAAAGCAGCAUAUCGUUACGGGAAAUACGCAAAACAGUCCGUGUUCAUAGGAGCUUUGCCAUUUCAAAGUAUCUUAUUAAUGAAUCCGUCAAAAUCUAGAUUGAUGCCAGUGCACGACUUAUAGACGUAUAUACUCUUCCGCGGCCCAAUAUAUCUUGAUGAAAGAAAAUUGUGUACGGAGGCGAUCUUUUUCAAACACGUUUUUCUGAAAUCAGCAUAAUUGAGUGCAAUUAUUUUCUAAGUUAGCACAACUUGAAAACUAGUUGCUAGAUCUAUUUUAGUGCAUGUUCAAAGUGAUCGCGCCAAGAGUAUCUUACCUGAACCGACAUUUUUUAGGUCAUGCGUAUAAGGACACGAGCUAAAUAACGUAAUACGAUUAAUUUUAUAUACCGUUAAAUGAAAUCAUUAUCUAACGUAAAAAUCAUAGGCCAUAGUUAUCUCUAGCGACAAAAGGAAUCGUGUUGUAUAACAUCCACAUCAGGUUCGGAGCUGAGAAAGCACAAGCUACUCUCAAAAUUAAUCAAAAAGCACAUAUUUCAGAGUCUGAUGAAAAACAGCCGCAGCUUGGAAGUUGAACCCAGAAUUCUUUCUGGAAGGAUGCUUUUGUGCUUAUCCCGUAUAAUCACGUUCUCGACCAAUAUAUAUAUUAAGUCGUCGGGAAAGUCUGGACCCUUUCUCUGAUUAGGUGGCUUUAAGAUCACAUAUUCCAGGUAGUAUGAAGUCGUAUCAGGUCGACGUCGACGUCAUAUAAACGUUGAUUUGGCAGGAAUAGAUGUGGAAAAAUUGUUCGACUGCCUUUGUUCAGAUUCAAGCUAGAAGGCCUUGAAAAUAAACAUAAUUUAUACAAAAAAUAAUCGCUAUAUUUCAAUACCGUCUUAUCAUAAUAAAAAGCUUCCCAGGCCUAUGCUUAUAGCGAAGAUGCGUUAUCAGAAGAAACGGCUCAAAGAGGCUUCUGUCGCUUUCGUUGCGGAAAUUUCAAUGGGAAAAUGCGCUCUUCGUAGUAGCUGACCGACCGGCGAGUAGCGAUGAUAUCGCCAAGGCGCUAAACAGCGAUCAACAAACAGUUUUAAACCAUUUAAAGAUAGACGGAGACAAAAGAAGCUUGAUGUUUGAGUGCCAUACGAACUGAUGUAAAGAAAUGACUAGGUCGUGUUUCCAUCUGCGAAAAUCCGCAGAAACUUAAACUAAAUCUUGCAAAAAUUGAGAAAACUUGGAUAGCAAGUUCUAGUGCACCCGAUGUAUGGCCGAGAUCUUAUACAAUCAGACUAUCAUCAUACGUUUCAGUCACUCACCAGAAUUUUUUUACUGGUAGUAAUUUAGUUUUAAUAGAAGCACGUAAAAAUUACUUCAGUUCUACAGUGGCUGGAUUAUAGUAAUUAUCAGGAAAAUGGCGUAUAUUUAGUUUAGUGAAAAUGUUUGCUUCAAUGUUAACGAUUAAUACUAUUUAUCGACAACUCGAUGUAUAUAUAUUUGCGGUGAUCUCUACAGCCUAUGUACUCUAUGAAUAAAGACAUCAUUUCUUCUUACAUGGUUACAAUUAAAUUUAUUGGUUGUACAUUUUUCGCAUAUUGGGCUAGAAAAUCACAAAGUUCUUCAGUCUGAGCGAGCUAUUCUUGCUCAUCCAUCUUGUUCCAACAUACAAUGACUCUUUUAUCUCUAAUAGCAUCGCACCGGCUAACACCUUCUCGAGACUCACGGUGUGGUAUCUUGUCAAGCGAAUCUUAUCUUGGUCAUUGGCUUUCAAUCUAAUAUGUAUCCUUACUUUACUCAUCGGUUUCUUUAUGGGAUACACACCAUUCUAUUGGUAUCCCAUUGAUUCGGUUCACUUUUAUGAUACUUAUGUGCUCAAUAUAUUCAUUCACGUUCUACACAUCCAUAGAGUCGCCGAACAUCUUCGUAGUUCUUCAUCAUUUUGACGAUUCGUAAAUACACGAUCGACGCCAUUGCUGUGAUUAUCAUCUUCCUUUUUUUCUACGCCUAAUCCGUCAGUAAUCUAUAUACUAAAUAUCGUACCUAUUAGUGAGGUACAGCAAUCGGUUGCCGACCCUUAUAUACAACUAGUGAGCUUGCUAUAUGGUUUGCUAUAUAUAUUUCUUUACUGGUAUUUUUUAGAUAUUAUUUAUGGGGAGAAAGGGAAAUUUAUCCACGUGAACCCGCGCGUGACCUCUUGAAACGGGUUUUCAUUGUGUCUUCGUCAUCUGUCUGCGUAUUACAUCAGCUUUUGCCUCUACCGAUUCCAACACGUAGCACGUUAUCUUUCUGUCAUCUAUUAUUGAGGUACGAUAUAUAUCUUGUAUACAAGAUGGAAAGAGAGCUGUGUUCUCUAUUUUAGCUUUGCCGCAGUUGUUUUUACUCUGACCCGAAGUCGGCUAUACUGGCUUCGCGAACAUAGAAUGCUUACCUACGACGGCCAGCAUGUCGUCAACAGAUGCCCAACUUAUUAUAUUGUAUGCAGCAGGCUCGAGGUCGCCGGAGAACGGUAUAGGGUAAACACUAAUCCAUGUCUCCUAUGAAGUGGUAUUGGGUAAUCGCAAGGUUUACGACACAGGCGUCAAUAGCGUUAGCAUUUUUAAAUUAAUUUGGCUGUCCGUCGUCUCAGCAGUAUUUCGAUAGGCAGCAGCCGCAGCGUUACUAACGGCGUGAGUUUAGGUUGUCCGGUGGUGAAUCACUGAACUUUGAACCUUAAGGUUUGGCGAUACAGAGUUAUAUCAGGUAACAUCAGAGACCUAAAUAUUUUUAGGGCUACGGUAAAGGAUUCGAAUAGAUAUGAGCAAUAAAACUCUAAUUCUUAUAGUUAAUUAUAUAAUAUAAUAUAAUUCUUAUAGAAAGAGGCAAGAAAAGCAUGUGACGGGGUAAAAGUUUUGUCUUUUUUUUGUCUACGAUGCACAAGGCGAAAGAGAGGUACUCAACUUUCUUUCGGUAAAUAUGAAAUUCUUCAUUUACAUAAGUACUUAAAAAUUUAGACAAGGUUGGAACUUCUGCUGUCGUCGAUCCUUUUAUAGGUCUGGUACUGUUCCACAAUAUGAAGCUCGCAGCAGCAGAUAUUCUGAAUCAUUAGGAAAAACUUGGUCAUCUCAGAGACGAUAGGGCUACACUUUUCUGAUAUAGUAGACGCAUAGUUCUACACUAUUGAUCGUUGGAAGCAACGAGCGCGCAAAAACAAUUCGUUUACUGUUUGCCUAUUCUUGUCGUUCCUUUGAAGGGCCUGAUUUGCCUAUCCAAUAUUUCAUAACUACCUUUAUAUGUAUAUAUAUGUUUUGCUAUUUGUUUCGUGUUCUAUUUGUUAGAUCGAGGGUCUACUCUUUUCACAAGAUGUCGUUCCCCCUUAAGCCUCAAUCCUGUCAGAACAAGCGGCGGCAAACGUUCUAUAUGAAUAUCUAGUGUUUUGUGGUUUGCUAGUAGACUCGCCCCUCACCCGCCGAUAACUUUACCCAAUCCGAAAGGGCCCAAUUGUUAGAAAGGAUUUUCAUCAGAGUUCGGCCCGUAGAACGUGACUCGACGUAGUGAUACCUAUAUAAUUUAACUUAGCACUAUUUAUACCCAUAGAAAACAAGCGUUGUCAUUUGGUCUUCAUCAACGUCGGCCACUUAACCACCUUUACAUUUGUGAAAUGAUCAAAUAGAUCUUCCGACAAUUCCCCCUGUGCGCUAUAGCUAUUUAUAAUUCUUGUCACUAUUGCUCUGUCAGCCAUUUGUAACAUGUAUUUUAAGUAUAAAUAAAUAACAAUUACGCCCAUAUAUAUAUAACACAUAUAUAUGGCGUGUCUGUGUGUAAAUAAAUAUGUGGUUCAAGUAGUAUUCGGACAUCAUUGAUCAGCGUAGUUAGUAAAUAUACAUCGAAACGCGAUCGACUAGUGAUGAAAAUUUUGCUUAUUUAGUAAAAUCAAUGCAUAGUAAAUAUAAUCCUCCCCCAGGUUUCAGUCGACCUCCAGCCAUCGUUGAGUAGACAUAAGUAGAUUAAGAAUGGACGAGAGACAUCAACCCCUACAAUCAACGCAGCACCAUCUUGAGAAAAUAAUGACAAGUGGAUAACAAAAAAUGGCGGAUCGAUUGUGCUUGAUGAUCGUUUUUUAAAUUGCAUGACAGCUGUCGUGCAAGAAGGACAGGACGAGUAUCUUCAUGUUCUACGUGUUGUUGUACAAUCCACUUUUCAUUGCUCGUAUGCGUUCAGUGUAGCACAGAAUGCACCAAAAGGGCAUGGUAGACCGUUGUACUUCUACUUGCCCAUAGACUAUCUGUUCUUAGCUCAGAAAACUAAGAAAGAUGAACACGAAAACUAGAGCUAAUUCAUUGUGACAAAUGUCCACGCAUUCGCUACCUAACAACAAACAUAUUUUUUUUUGCUCAUAUGAUCUGUAUACACACGCGCAAA